Molecule: messenger RNA, 792 nt
Organism: Trichomycterus rosablanca
Lineage: Eukaryota; Metazoa; Chordata; Actinopteri; Siluriformes; Trichomycteridae
Gene: dio3a
Product: iodothyronine deiodinase 3a
Exons: 1
Biological process (GO): thyroid hormone metabolic process
Molecular function (GO): thyroxine 5'-deiodinase activity
Source: RefSeq, a predicted model, not a curated record
AUGAACACAAUGAUGGCGCUUAAAAACGCGGCGGUGUGCCUGGUUCUCCUGCCGCGCUUUCUAUUCGCGGCGCUCAUGCUGUGGCUGCUGGACUUCCAGUGCGUCAGGAACAAGCUUCUCCUCCGAACCCAGGAUCCAAACCAGACUGACCAGGACGAUCCACCUCUCUGCGUGUCCGACUCGAACCGCAUGUUCAGCCUGGCGUCUCUCAAAGCCGUGUGGUACGGCUACAAGCUGGAUCUGCUCAAAUCGGCCCGAGUGGGACUCGAAGCUCCGAACAGCGAAGUGGUGCAGCUGGACGGAUCGAAGCCCAGGCGCAUCCUCGAUUUCGCUAAAGACGCGCGGCCGCUUAUUUUAAACUUCGGGAGCUGCACCUGACCCCCGUUCAUGACGCGUCUCAAAGCGUUCCAGCGCGUUAUUAAGCAGUACGUGGACAUCGCAGACUCGUUACUGGUGUACAUUGAGGAAGCUCACCCGUCUGACGGAUGGGUGAGCACAGACGCGCCCUAUCAGAUUCCCAAGCACCGGUGUCUGGAGGAUCGGCUGCGCGCCGCACAACUCAUGAGCCAAGAAGUGCCCGAAUGCGUGGUGGUCGCGGAUAACAUGGAUAACUUGGCCAACGCAGCAUACGGAGCUUAUUUCGACCGACUUUACAUCCUGCAUGAGGGCAAGGUGGUGUACCAGGGUGGCAGGGGACCCGAGGGCUACCGGAUCUCUGAGCUCAGGAACUGGCUCGAUCAGUACAGAAACCAGAUGAAUGACGGUUCCUCUAAUGUUAUUAUUCACAUGUAA